Molecule: messenger RNA, 357 nt
Organism: Camellia sinensis
Lineage: Eukaryota; Viridiplantae; Streptophyta; Magnoliopsida; Ericales; Theaceae
Source: RefSeq, a predicted model, not a curated record
AUGGCAGAAAAGUGUGCCAUUGCAAAAGAUAUUACUGAAUUGAUAGGUAAAACACCAUUGGUGUAUCUCAACAAUAUCGCCGAUGGUUGUGUUGCUCGUAUUGCUGCCAAACUAGAGAUGAUGGAACCCUGCUCUAGCGUUAAAGACAGGUACAGUAUGAUACAAGAUGCAGAGGAGAAAGGCGUCAUCAGGCCUGGUGAGAGUGUCUUCAUUGAGCCUACCAGUGGUAAUACUAGUAUUGGCUUGGCUUUUAUGGCGGUAGCUAAGGAUCCUGCUAGGGGCAUGAAAGGGGCUGUUCAAAAGGAGGAAGAAAUAAAGGAAAAGACCUCCAAUGCCUACAUUCUUCAUCAAUUUUAA